GAGAUUGCCGAGGACAAGGACAAUUUCAAGAAAUUCUACGAACAGUUCUCGAAGAACAUCAAGCUUGGCAUCCACGAGGAUUCAACAAAUCGCAAGAAAUUGUCGGAAUUCCUUCGUUAUUACACAUCGGCAUCAAACGAAGAGAUGACCUCUUUGAAGGAUUACGUGAGUCGCAUGAAGGAGAACCAGAAGCAGAUUUACUUUAUCACUGGUGAAUCCAAGGAAGCGGUUGCAAGUUCAGCGUUCGUUGAACGCGUGAAGCGGCGUGGUUUCGAGGUGGUUUAUAUGACGGACCCAAUCGAUGAAUACUGUGUACAACAGCUGAAGGAGUAUGAUGGCAAGAAGCUGGUCUCAGUUGAGAAGGUCGCUGUUUCCAAUCGCCUGGUUUCAUCACCGUGCUGCAUCGUGACAUCGGAAUAUGGCUGGUCUGCAAAUAUGGAGCGUAUCAUGAAAGCUCAGGCCCUCCGAGACUCAUCCACUAUGGGAUAUAUGGCUGCAAAAAAACACCUCGAAAUCAACCCAGAUCACUCCGUCAUUAAGGCAUUGCAGGCGCGUGUGGAGGUGGACAAAAACGACAAAACCGUGAAGGACCUUGUUGUGUUGCUUUUUGAAACCGCUCUACUUUCGUCUGGUUUCUCGCUUGAGGAUCCUCAAUUGCAUGCAUCGAGAAUUUACCGAAUGAUCAAAGUAAUAAUUUGCGCAACUUGGAUCUUUUAG
This is a messenger RNA of Gongylonema pulchrum, 717 nucleotides long. The record is from the annotation of a GenBank genome assembly. Lineage: Eukaryota; Metazoa; Nematoda; Chromadorea; Rhabditida; Gongylonematidae.